AUGAAAUUACGCAAACCACAAAUGUUUGUUCGUAAAAAAUUGAAUUUGCGAAGUUCGCAGUCGGACUCGAAUAAAAAGCAUCCAUCAAUUCCGAAUCCCGGUGAAAGUUCCACCGUUCGGCGCGGAAUCGAUAUGAAAUUAGCUAAUGGAAACUUGAUAGCCGACAAAAAACUGAUUCCCCUUGAUCCCCGCGAAUGCAUUCGCGACAAUAAAUCUCCGCAUUGUUCGGGCGACAGAUGGCGUGUUACCACCCUCCUAGCACAGGUAACUAUAUCCGAUAGCCCUCGCCAGCGCUGCUUAAAUUGCCGUCCAACGGAGUGA
Molecule: messenger RNA, 321 nt
Organism: Leptosia nina
Lineage: Eukaryota; Metazoa; Arthropoda; Insecta; Lepidoptera; Pieridae
Source: the annotation of a GenBank genome assembly